Molecule: messenger RNA, 2727 nt
Organism: Oncorhynchus keta (chum salmon)
Lineage: Eukaryota; Metazoa; Chordata; Actinopteri; Salmoniformes; Salmonidae
Product: pleckstrin homology domain-containing family A member 2-like
Exons: 12
Coding region: 433-1761 (442 amino acids)
Cellular component (GO): cytoplasm; membrane
Molecular function (GO): PDZ domain binding
Source: RefSeq, a predicted model, not a curated record
AGGUACUUUACACCACGGCUAUUAAUGUUUGAUGACCCAGCACAAUGACAGCCAUGAAAACAGUUAAAACCUAAAAGUCAACAACAGAGAAAUCAGCGGCAGCGCCAGUGAAGAGUCUGGCUAGCCAAACUCCUUGUUUCAGCCAGACAAAUUCAAGAGUUCAUGUCAACGCAGUUCCUCAUACUGUAGCUACUGCAAAAAUCGACAAGAGACUAGAUCAUUUCCGGGAUUGGUUCAUUCUAAUCGCGAGCCCUACCAGGAAAGAAGCCUCAGCUGACAGCGGUGUUCGGGUGCCGCAUAUAAUUCAGAUUGUAGACAGAUGUCAACUAAGAGUAACAACAGAUUUAAACGAGACGUGUUUUACUCUUUGCGACACUUGGGACGCACGCACACCGAACAGUAAAACGGUGAUAUGUGGUAGCAGGCAGCACUAUGCCAUACGUGGACAGGCAGAACCGUGUGUGUGGCUUCCUGGAUAUUGAGGAGAAGGAGGGCAGCAGUCGCUUCCAGAGACGCUACUUCAUACUGGACACACAGGGCAACACACUGCAGUGGUACAUGGACAACCCCCAGAACCUGCCUAGUGGAGCGAACGCAGUUGGGAUUCUGCAGCUGACAUACAUCUCCAAGGUGAGCGAGGCCACGGGGAAACAGAAGUCCAAGACUGAGUUCUGCUUUGUGAUCAAUGCAGUGUCUCGGCGUUAUUUCCUCCAUGCCAACGAUGCUGCUGACCUGAAAGACUGGGUCCUCGCUCUGAACAAAGCUACCAAGAUCACUGUCCCUAAAGCAGGGCCUCUCCAGCCCAGAUCAGAGGUUUCUACAGUAACCGGUGAGGCAGGGGGUAAGAGGCUGGCCUACAAGACUGAGAUCAUCGGGGGAGUGGUGGUACACACACCCAUCUACCAGAAUGAGGGGGGAGAAAUGGAGGUAGGCGACAGGAGGGUCUCCUCUGUAGGCAGUAGACCAGGUGUACUGAGGUGUGGCUAUUGUGUCAAACAGGGUAACGUGAGGAAAAGCUGGAAGAGACGUUUUUUCACACUGGACCACAACGCUGUCAGUUACUACAAGUGUGAGAUGGAUAAGGAGCCCCUGAGAACUGUUUCUCUGAGAGACAUUCAGAAGGUCCAUGAGUGUCUGGUGAAAUCUGGGGACCUGCUGAUGAGAGAUAACCUGUUUGAAAUCAUCACCAGCUCCAGGGUCUUCUACGUCCAGACAGACACUCCAGAGGACAUGCAGGGCUGGAUCAGAGACAUUGAGUUGAAGAUACAGGAUUUCAGAGGCCCUGCCAAGGGUUCUGCAUUUACGUUUGCCUCCUCACUGUAUCGCCAUGGUAACUCCUCCCACCCACCCUCUGUGUUCCGUGGUCGCCAGGGAGAUGACAGGAGACCCCCACUAGUGAAGUCGUGUUCCGUGGCCCCGGGGUGGCAGCCCUGGACGCCCGUACCCCAAAGAGAGGCUCCCGCUCUGGGCACACUUGACAAGGACAGUCAAUUUAGCAAUCUGCCCUCCAGUCUUUCCUCUCGCUCCACCUCUUCCUCCACCUCCUCAUCUUCAUCCUCCCCCUCCACUCCCACUCUCAUCCCACAGGGGGUCCCAGCUCCAGCCCUAGUCAGUGGUGUGGGGGUCCCAGCCUGCCCUGGCCCCAUAGCUCCAGACCCCUCCAGCAGCCGGAGGAGACACCGCUCUCAGCCUCAGCCCCCCAAAGCCGGCAGCUUCCCUUUCAGCCUGGACGAUGAUGGCAUCCGCACCACCGACGUCUAGAACCAACCACUUCUAGAAUCAACAAAACUCUGGAUCCAACAAUGUAUAAAACCACCAUCUAGAACCAAUGUGUAGACAGACAAACAAUGACACUUGUUUGAGUGCUUUCUACCGUUGAAAGACUGAACCUCCCUCCCCCACACCCUUCUCCUCUGCUUUAAGAGUUUCACAGGCCUGCUGCUGAAGCUACGUCUGCUGUGGGUCUGUUUGCUGAGGUAGCCCUGGUGGGGGAGAGUAGUGAUGUAAACUGGGGUUCCUGGAUGCGUUCUCUCACUGAGGGGUGUCUGAGUAGUGGCUGUGGGCUUUUGGUAUAGAGGGUGACUCAGAGAGAGCAGUCUUGGGCAAACUGGGAGGGGUUAUCAGUAUUAGAAUGUCUGGUGGAAUGUGAAGGAUAUGUUAUUUUAUUGUACGAUUUCCUCUUUAAACUUGAAUGUAGUCCACCCAGGUACUGAGAUGAAGGAAGGUGGAUGCUGUGGUGCAGCCUGGUCUGUCUACCGAACACCCUCCACUAGUCUAAGUCAGCUGGUCUUUUGCUUGUAUCAACCAAGGCUACGUCCCAAUUGGCACCCACUAUGGGUCCUGGUCAAAAGUAGGACAGUAUAUAAUGAAUAUGGUGCCACUGCCAAUUGGGACCAAACCCAACAUGUUAGUGUCCGUGGCUCUGCCUGUAGACAGUCCUGCUCCCUUGUUAGACUGCAUCCAAUUGCGUCAAAUCUCUACAUCAGCAGCACAUUUUGUAUAUACACUUUUAGCGUAUUUCUGCACGUUGUUCCACAAGCCUGGAUUCUCUUGCUCAAAUGCAAAUUAUCUACUAUGGUAUUGUGUCAUGUCACAUGUUGUGUUUUGCCUGCCUGCACCUCACCGACCCAGGUGUGCUUUCCCUUCUCUUUAAACUUAACCUGUCAUGUUUCUGAUUCUUUACAUAGACUCCUGUUAUAAAUCACAAACGUGUGUGUGUGUGUGUCA